AUGGCGUUCGAUGGUACUUGGAAGGUAGACCGAAACGAGAACUAUGAAAAGUUCAUGGAAAAAAUGGGUAUUAACAUGGUGAAAAGGAAGCUUGCAUCUCAUGACAAUUUGAAACUGAUAAUUACACAAGAAGGAAAUAAAUUCACAGUCAAAGAAUCAAGCACUUUUCGAAACACUGAAAUUGUGUUUGAGCUUGGUGUCACUUUUAAUUAUAGCCUCGCAGACGGAACUGAACUCACUGGGGCUUGGAGCCUAGAGGGAAAUAAACUUGUUGGAAAAUUCAAACGGGUGGACAAUGGAAAUGAACUAAAUGCUGUCCGAGAAAUUAUAGGUGGUGAAAUGGUCCAGACUUAUGUAUAUGAAGGAGUGGAAGCCAAGAGGAUCUUCAAAAAGGAGUGAGCAUUGUUCCUGGAGCAGAGCCCAGAAC
Molecule: messenger RNA, 427 nt
Organism: Balaenoptera acutorostrata (minke whale)
Lineage: Eukaryota; Metazoa; Chordata; Mammalia; Artiodactyla; Balaenopteridae
Gene: FABP2
Product: fatty acid binding protein 2
Exons: 4
Coding region: 1-399 (132 amino acids)
Biological process (GO): fatty acid transport
Cellular component (GO): cytosol; nucleus
Molecular function (GO): fatty acid binding
Source: RefSeq, a predicted model, not a curated record